Messenger RNA from Morone saxatilis (striped sea-bass), 3048 nucleotides. It is a transcript of the gene dnajc5gb, whose product is annotated as DnaJ (Hsp40) homolog, subfamily C, member 5 gamma b. Lineage: Eukaryota; Metazoa; Chordata; Actinopteri; Moronidae. The transcript has 6 exons. The coding region runs from base 191 to 799 and encodes 202 amino acids. The record is from RefSeq and is a predicted model, not a curated record.
GUUCCUGACUUCCUGCUCCGCGGCUUCUCUGAAGUUUCUCUCCGGUUCAUGAGAAAAGUUUAAAGAGCGGAAACCGAGUGCCAGCUUCAAUUCAUGGAUCAAACUUCGCGACGAUCAACGGACACAUUUCGGACUCUAUGAUUCGACCGAAAACAACAAUAUUUACGUGUCCACCGCCAAAUCCUGAACCAUGGAGGACCCAAACAUACCUCAGCGUAAGAUGUCAACAGCAGGAGUCAGCUUGUACAAAGUCCUGGGCCUGGAGAAAGGAGCAUCUCAGGAAGAAAUAAAGAAGGCGUACAGGAAACUGGCGUUACGGCAUCACCCCGACAAGAACCCGGACAACCCAGAAGCUGCUGAGAAAUUCAAGGAGAUCAACAACGCCAACUCCAUCCUCAAUGACGAGAACAAACGGAAGAUCUACGAUGAGUACGGGUCCAUGGGCCUCUACGCCGCGGAGCAGUUUGGGGAAGAGGGCGCCAAAUACUACUUCCUCACGUCCAGGUGUUGGUUCAAGGGCCUUGUGGUGUGCUGCAGUAUUUUCACCUGCUGCUGCUGUUGCUUCUGCUGCUGUUGCUGCUGUGGGAAGUGCAAACCUUCAGAAGACGAGGAACAUUUCGUCUACAUGGAUCCCGAGGACCUGGAGGCAGAGAUCAGAGAGCAAGAUGCAGCUGGAGGCAAUGUAAUAAUUAUUCAGCCGAGCCCUAGCGACGCCUCAGGAGAGGUUUUCACGUCUCCAGGUGAGAACGCACCGAUUGUGAUUCAGCCUCAUGCGACUAACGGCACCUCCGGGCCCUGAUCCUCCCAGCAGUCAGCUGAUAAAUGAGUGAGUGGAGUCUGGGCUGUAAUAAACACCACGUCAUAUCGAUCGUUGUCGGAGCGGCUGAUGAAUUUGAAUGUUGCUGUUUUCCUCAAACUCUGGCUGACUUGCAGAAAACUCAUCUCAGGCGUAUUUGUUUAAGCAAAUCAAGCAGCGAUUUGAUUGUGCCAUACUUUGUUUUUUUAAGUGCCAGUGGGAUUUGUCUUUGAUCCAGUCUCAUAUUUAUUUUUUAAACUUGUUUUAUUUUUGAAUAUUGGGGCAGUUUCUGGACUGCAGUGACAAAUGACAAAGCCAAUGCAGAUCAAAGCUCUGGAAUAAUUCGUUUUCACGUGCACUUUAUUGUCUCAACUUCAUGUUUAAAAUCAUAAAGCUGCCACGACGGACAUUUCGGCUCUUGGGUCAGAAAUGUUAAAAAAAAAAAUUUUAAUGUAACAUAAUGUCAUUUGAGGCCAACCACUUGGAGACUUACGGGGUGUUUAGUCAUUCUGCACAUAGAUACAUAACGUAGAAACAAAGUAAAGGGCUUCAUGAAAUUAUGCAGAUUUCCAUUCACAUUCCUCAGAUGCUACAGCAUGUUGUGACUAAAUCAAACGGUGGGUUUUUAAAUGUUUAGUUGUCGACUGUUUCCACUGCCUGUAAGUAGCCCAAUGAGAAUUCAUGAAACAAUGCAGACAGACAUUUUGAGAGAAACACUUAUUCGCUUUCUUUCUGAAAGUUAGAGUAGUUGUGUGAUUGGUGGUAAGGAAAUUGGCGGUGUGAGUCUUCAAAAUGUCUGUGGAUUUAAAAAUAGAGCAACAUAUUCAUAAAGUUGGGUUUAAUCGCCCCGAACAAAACACUUUGGCAACAUAAGGAUUCAUAUUUGUUUGAUUUUCAGGCACCAUAUUGGAGUUUUGUAAGUGUUACAACAGUAUUUACAAGUCAGAAACUGGACCUACGAAUAACUCCUGUAUGACACGAAUCCUGCAUUCAGUUUGGAGCUGGAGGCGGGAGGUGAUUAGCCUAGCUUAGCGUAAAGCCUGGCAGCAGAGGAAAGAGUUAGCCUGGUUCAAAAAAUAUAUACCUCUGACACAAACCUUCUGCACUUUCUGACGUUUGUCUACAGAUGAAACAGUUUUUAUAUUUUUAUAUAGGCAGAUGUUUUUUUUUAAAACUCUGGACGGAGAUAGGCUAGCUGUUCCCCUCUGUUUCCAGUCUUUAUGCUAAGCUAAGCUAAUUGCCUCCUGGCUCCAGCUCCACACUAACAAACACACCGACAUGAGAGUGCAAUCAAUCCUCUCAUCUAACUCUUUUAAAGAAAGUGAAUCAGUGUAACUCUCACUAUAUUUGAAUUAAACCUCAACAAAAAACACGAGGCGGUGAAUAUUCAUUUAGGUACUGAUAAAGCUCUUAAAAAUCAUCUGAUAUUUUAUGAAAAACACUCUUCCCACACUUGACACUAAAACCAACAUCAGUUGCUUCACUCGAAAAGUUACUGGUUUGAUUUAUUGAUCUCUCUGUGGUGUGUGAGGUUAUAUGUAUAUUAGUGAUGUUUGUGAUCAAUACAGGAACUGUGUUUUUAUGUAAAAUCUGAGAUAUAUAUUUUUGAUUCAAAGUUUUAUGACGAUGAAUUUGAGUGUAUAUUAAGAUAACGCCUUAAAUUAUGUCAUGUUUCAUCGUGUUUACAUUACAUUUUGUGCUUGUUCUGGGUGGAGGAAUGUUGGGUUUGGGCUUCAUCGGGUUGUUUCUUGUACAAAUCCAUUCGAAUAUCUGCAUCAUUUUUAGCAUUUAAUCUAUUUUUUCAUGCAGGAUGAGCGUCUUUCAUAGACAUUCAAACAAUGUAUUUAUAUCAAUCUUAAACAGUUUACCCUUACUAAGCCCCGCCCCUUUUUGCUCUGCGCUCCAAUCACAGUUGAUGACUUCGCCAUCCUGGGAAAACAAAUAUUGUGUACAGGAAAGGAGAAAGCUGAGCGAGGGUUGCCGGACUUAUGAUGGGUCAAAUUCAGUCAGUUUUAUAUAUAUCAUAAUUGCCAAAACUUUCACAAAAGUGCCUGAAUAUGUUUUAGUGGGAUUAAGUUACUUUUUUUAAUUUCUUCUUGAGGUUUGAAUUGUUUCAUCAAAACAGAAAAUUAUAUAUUUUGUUUUAUCUCAACAUUCCCAGCUAUUUUUUCAUUCUUUUAACUUGUACAAACUGUUUUUUUUUUCUGUACAAUAAAUGGUUGUCUGAUCAAAUAAACUUGGUUGAUACUGAA